Acanthosepion pharaonis is the source of this 2595-nucleotide messenger RNA. The record is from the annotation of a GenBank genome assembly. NCBI's taxonomy places the organism in Eukaryota, Metazoa, Mollusca, Cephalopoda, Sepiida, Sepiidae.
AUGGUUUUUCCUGUUCCCACCCAGCUGACCCCCUACACCCAGCCCAAGCGCUUUCCUUCCGCCCACAUCUUUGCCUUCCAAAAUUCUUUCUGGUUUGUCUCAGUUUUCACUGUUUCUAUACGUUUCAAACGGCUUCUUUUUUUCUCUCUCUUUUUCUUUCUUUUUUUCCUCCUCUUUCGUUGGCAGUUUUUUUUUUCUUUGGGAUUAACAUUUCAUUCGCUUUGUUUUUUUGUUUUUGUUUUUUCUUUUGCAGGAUUUCUUUCUCUUUCUUUUCUUUCUUUAGAACUUCUUUUCUUGGACUCGUCCAAAAUUAUUCUUUCUUUUCUUUCUUUCUUUAUUUCGUCCUUCCUUUCCUUCUUUCCUACCCUUCUACCUUUCUUUCUUCCUAAGUCUUACUUUACCUACUGUCUUUAUUUAUUUUUCUUUCCUUCCUUCCUUUCUUCCUUCCUUCCUUCCUUCCUUCCUUCCUUCCAGACUUUCUUCCUUAAACCUUGUCAUACCUACUGUCUUUAUUUAUUUUUCCUUCCUUCCUUCCUUCCUUCCUUCCUUCCUUCCUUCCUUCCUUCCUUCCAGACUUUCUUCCUUAAACCUUGUCAUACCUACUGUCUUUAUUUAUUUUUCCUUCCUUCCUUCCUUCCUUCCUUCCUUCCUUCCUCCAGACUUUCUUCCUUAAACCUUACUUUCUUCCUUAAACCUUGUCAUACCUACUGUCUUUAUUUACUUUUCCUUCCUUCCUUCCUUCCUUCCUUCCUUCCUUCCUUCCUUCCUUCCAGACUUUCUUCCUUAAACCUUACUUUCUUCCUUAAACCUUGUCAUACCAACUGUCUUUAUUUAUUUUUUCUUCAUUCCUUCCUUCCUUCCUUCCUUCCUUCCUUCCUUCCUUCCAGACUUUCUUCCUUAAACCUUGUCAUACCUACUGUCUUUAUUUAUUUUUCCUUCCUUCCUUCCUUCCUUCCUUCCACUUUCUUCCUUAAACCUUGUCAUACCAACUGUCUUUAUUUCUUUUACCUUCUUUCCUUCCAUUCUUUCUUUCUUUCUUUCUUUCUUUCUUUCUUUCUUUCUUCCUCUCUUUUCGUAUAUCCUUACUUAGAUAUUUCACUUGUUUUCGACCAAAAUCGUUCUUUGUUUUCGUUCUUUCUUUCUCUCUUUCUUUCAUUCGUCCUUGUUUCUUUCUUUCUUCCUUUCCUAUGUAAACUUCCUAUUUCUUUCUUUCUUAUCAAAGCUUUCUUUUUCUUUCUUUCUUUUUUCUUUCAUACCUUCUUUCUUUUUUUUUCUUUCCUUCUCUUUUCGUAUAUAUUUACUUUUAUUUCUUUAGAUCUUUCUUUUGUUGCCUUCAAACAGAAUCAUUGUUUUUUUUCUUCCAUUUUCUUUCUUUCACUUUUCUUUCUUUGUUCUUUACUUUCUUCCUCUCUUAUGUCAAAUUCUUUCUAUCUUUUUUUUUCUAAACCUUGCUUUACCUACAUACAUUUUUCUUUUUUCAUUCUUUCGUUUAUCACAAGGUUACUUCCUUCUUUUCUAUUGCUACCUUCAAUCAGAAUCGUUUUUAUCCUUCUUCCUUUUUCUUUCUUUAUUUCUUUCUUUCUUUCUGUAUAUCUUUUUUUCUUUCAUUCUUUCUUUCUUAUCAAAAGUUUCUUUUUCGUCCUUUCUUAUUUCUUUCUUUUUUCCUUUAUAAAUAUGUUUUUUUUCUUUCUAUAUCCUUUUUCUGUCUCUUUCCUUCUCUCUCUAUCGUACGCACACACGCAUAUGUUAAAGGGAUGCGAAAAGGCUCACCUCAAGUUAAUUUUGGAAAUGUUCUUAUUCAUCCUCAUCCUCCUACUCCUCUUCUUCUUCUUCCUCCUUAUCUUCUUCUUCUCCUUCUUCGCCUCUUCUUCUUCCUCUUCCUCCUCCUUCUCCUUCUCUCCUUCUUCUUCUUCCUUCUGUGCUUCUUCUUUUUUCCCCUUUCUUCUUCCUCCUCCUACUUCUUCCUCCUUCUGUUUCUCCUCAUUCUUCUUCCUCUUCUUCCUCCUCUGGUUCUUAUUCUUCUUCCACUUCCUCUUCUUUUUCCUCCUUCUCCUCCUCUUCUUCCUCCUCCUCCUCCUCCUCUUCUUCUUCUUCUUCUUCUUCUUCUUCUUCCUCCUCUGCUUCUUCUUUUUUCUCCUCUUCUUCCACUUCCUCUUUUUCCUCUUUCUCCUCCUCUUCUUCCUCCUCCUCCUCCUCUUCUUCUUCUUCUUCCUCUGCUUCUUCUUUUUUCUUCUUCCUCCUCCUACUUCUUCCUCCUUCUCUUUCUCCUCAUUCUUCUUCCUCUUCUUCUUUCUCUGGUUUUAUUCCUCUUCCACUUCCUCUUCUUUUUCCUCCUUCUCCUCCUCUUCUUCCUCCUUCUUGUCCUCAUCUUCUUCUUCUUCCUCCUCCUUCCCUUCUUCUGUUACUGCUCAUAACAUUACACUUCUUGCCCACACUUUCUUGUUUGAUGGGCAUGGAACAAAACUACGGAAAAAGACGCCAGCUGGUUUUCCCGACCUCAGCGGGAGACGUAGAAUCCGCCCCCGCGAUGUCACACCAUCGGCAAGGCGUACGCAAACACAACAACAGCCAUUAGAUAUUUACAAUCCUUUCUAG